This is a messenger RNA of Tripterygium wilfordii, 579 nucleotides long. RefSeq names its product small ribosomal subunit protein S13, mitochondrial. NCBI's taxonomy places the organism in Eukaryota, Viridiplantae, Streptophyta, Magnoliopsida, Celastrales, Celastraceae. The record is from RefSeq and is a predicted model, not a curated record. The transcript is spliced from 3 exons. Gene Ontology annotation, molecular function: RNA binding; structural constituent of ribosome. Gene Ontology annotation, biological process: translation. Bases 87 to 548 code for a protein of 153 amino acids. Gene Ontology annotation, cellular component: small ribosomal subunit; ribosome; mitochondrion.
CUGCAACGAAGAUGUAAAACGGCUGUGCAACCUUCUCUUCGUCGCUCUCGCUCUCGCUCUCGCUCUCGCCGUCACAUAUUUCAGCCAUGUUUGGAUUUCGCAGUUCGGUGGCAGCCGCAUCUGAUAUUGGGCUCCGUCUUCUUCGAAAUACGUCGUUUCAUGGUCUGUGGGUCCAAUGCUUUCGUUUGGGAAACACAGAGAUUCCAAUCAACAAGCGACUGGCAGUCUCUCUUCAGCACAUCCAUGGAGUUGGCCGUGCCAGAGCCAACCAAAUUCUCGCUGACCUCAGUAUGGUGAACAAGCCCACUUGUGAUUUGACUGCAUUUGAAAUCAAUUCUCUGCGCGAGGAAGUCCGAAAGUAUAUGAUAGGAGAAGAUUUGAAACGAGCUGUUAGAAGUGAUAUACAUAGACUGAUAGACGUCCAAUGCUACAAAGGGAUUCGGCAUACUCAGGGGUUGCCAGUCAGAGGACAGCGCACGAAAACGAAUGCUCGGACAGUUAAGGGUCGGGGGGCUGCUGUUCCGGGAAAGAAGAAACCUACUAGAUAAUCUGAAUUCUCACCCCCCAUUGUUUUCUUGU